AUGUCAGUCCGCGAGCUGGAUCUCGUCCCACCACUUUUCGAACAAGGGCAUGCCAAAGACUUCGUCGAAUCCGGCCAGACGAUUUCUUUUGCGCUCUCUUCCCGAUCCAACUCUAUGACAAUAUUUGCAGCUCCUGUCCAGCAUGAUCUGAAAGGUUUUUCGAGGGGAAGAUUCGAACUGGAGCAAGACAUUUAUUUCGCCUCGUGGAACCAGCCUCCAACAGGUGAAAGGCGCGCAUUUGUCUCCGACACGUCCAGAAUUUUCAUUCUUGUAGUCAAGAAGGCCGAAGAAAUCACGAACUCUGAAGCUGAUCUAUUGCGGUCACCGGAUAACCUCGCGUCCUUCCGGAAGCUUGCAGACGAUUAUAUCGUGCACAUUCAAGAUUGCUGGAUUCAUUCUAUACACGCAGCAUCAAGCAAGGAUCCUAUAGCUGAGUUUAUCGGCGAUCACUAUAGGUCUCUUUAUUCGACCUUUUCACUAUUUAAGAUCCUUUAUCUUCCGGAAGAGGGUAUCGAAGACGUGCCUGUGGGAGAUGAGUUACUUGAAUGGCUCAAUACCCACUUCAUCGAACCAUCCACGGAAGAAGGUGACCGGCUGAGUAGUCUUGAACGACCUUGGGAAGACGACGUAUUCUGGCCGUAUCUCUUACGGGCAACCAUUCGAGGGCUGUCGAAAUCUUCUACCUUCUUUCUUCGGAACCUCUCAAACCAUCCGUCGGAGAAUCUCCAACGAAUAGCCCACAAGCUCGUGGAGAUAUUAGAGAAGCAUCCCCGCCAAAAAUCUUUUGGUACGGAGAAGGAAUUCUCCACAAAAUCCCGACGCUGGAGGGAUACCGUGAAAGCUCUGCGCAUCGAGCUUGAUCGUGUCCCAGAGGGUGACAGAAGUGAUGGGUUCGAAAAUUGGUGGGAGAACGUCAGCGAUUUGCUUGGUAUCCUUGAGGGGAGGGAGGAGGUCGUACAGCGCGUCUGCGUCGACCUUGGUGGCAACUGGAAGGAGAUUGUAUGUGUCUACGGAAUAUGGAUAGACAUUAACCUCCGGAGGAAUGACCUUCCCGAUAUUGUAGACAGGGUUCUGUCAAGAGUGCCAGCCGACCCGACAGACAAGGAAGAUGCUUUGCAUUCUGAAUUGUGUCAGGGUCGUAUCAAACAAGCACUGAAUAUUGCACACGACCUGGAUCCAUGGCUUCCCGCACAUCUUGUGGAUAUAAUGACCUCAGUGGGUUUACUUGAAACCGAUACUGACGAUGAGACAGGCAUGUCCAUCCGUGAUUACUAUAUCCUAUCAUAUGCAGACUACCUGCAAUCCGACCCAGGCUUGUGGCGACAUCCAGUCGACUAUCUUUGCAGCUGCGGCGAGAUCGGAAAGGCAAUGGCGGAUGAACUUUUAAUACGUGUACCGUUGCAAAUAAGUGGUGCACAGAAGCCUAACGGCACUGACCAUGAAGGAAAUUACAGUGCUUUCAUGGAUGUCGAAGGAGAAUACGAAGACGAAGAUGGAGAUCUAACUGCUAUAAUAAGAGAAUUGAGCGAGAGCUGUCAAGAUCAUCAAAGAGAACCCACACGUCGCUUGAUCUGUCAGAUAGCAGCCCGAAGACUUGUUGAACUCAAAAAAUAUCGAUUUGCCAUCUCAUACUGCAGAUCAGCUGAGGACUGGACAAUGCUUGGGCGCAUCGUUGAAAGCCUAAUGGAAGAAUACAUUACACAUGGACCUUCGCAUUACGUGCCUCUACUUGCCGACAUUGAGCCGUCGCUCCGCGCACUGCAAGAAGAGCCCGGUCCUCAUGGUGUAUUCGUCCAUCGUUUGAUGUUUGCUUUUCGGUACGCGGAGUUCCAUCGACGGAAGCUGGUCGGUGACGUGAGGAAUGCUGCAUCGGAACUCAUGUCCAUGUUUGAACAUGAACUUGCUCCGAGGGCAUACUGGGGUGUUUUACUAUACGACGCCAUUCCCUUCUUACAGGACGACCGGGAUUUGGGCAUCACGUCGAGCGCCGCUUGUCUAUUAUUAAGGCGGUUGGAAGAGGUAACACUCAGAACAAGUCAAGACAGUGGAGAAGAUUACCUCGGAAUACUAGGUCGGAUUCUGCGUAUAAGCGGACCGAGAGAGGUGCUCAGACGUUUAGACGUGUUACGGUUGGCGCUGGCGCGUUACUUAGCUCGAUGUACACUGGCGGGUCCCUCUUCAGCAAGUGGACCGUCGCCAAACGAUUUUUAGAGUGUGUCUUCUAGUGGGAAUAGCUGGUGUAAUUGCGCGUAUACUGGACUCAACAUGAGUUUAGGCUAAAAGUUACCUUUAAGUGAUACUCCUUACUUGUUUUAGCGAGUAUUCCUUAUCUUGGACGGACUUAUGAUCCGUAUAUUAUUACAUCCGGCGAACUCGGCGAUGCGCUUUCAGAGUUGGAAAUGCAUCUGCGUUUGUCAGAAAGAGUGCCGCGAAAUCGAAUUACGUGUCACUUGGGUGUGUAAAAUAAAUGAGUGCGAUCGGACCGUUAGAUUGUGGAAUGGAAUUAACCCCGCCCCGCUCGCGCGUAAUGAA
Fomitiporia mediterranea MF3/22 is the source of this 2532-nucleotide messenger RNA. RefSeq lists its product as uncharacterized. Gene Ontology annotation, cellular component: nuclear pore outer ring. The record is from RefSeq and is a predicted model, not a curated record. Bases 1 to 2211 code for a protein of 736 amino acids. Lineage: Eukaryota; Fungi; Basidiomycota; Agaricomycetes; Hymenochaetales; Hymenochaetaceae. Gene Ontology annotation, biological process: protein import into nucleus; positive regulation of DNA-templated transcription; mRNA export from nucleus. The transcript has 11 exons. Gene Ontology annotation, molecular function: structural constituent of nuclear pore.